AUGGCAACACUCAUCUCUACAAAGCAAAAGCAAAGGCCAACAAUUUAUCGAAUUGCCUCUUGUCCCACGAAUAAUGCGAUAAACGAGAUCGACCGCUUCAUCUUUCACCAUCCGCUAACGGUAGCCUUACGACGAAAUCCUCAAUAUCGGGAGUCACGGCCACAUCUGGACACCCCAGCAAGACUGCGAAGCGAGAACCUUUUAACAGGUGCGCUCGCCGGGCAUCAAAAGAUAACUGUCCCGCCAUAUGUUUUUGAGGACAGAGGCAAGAGCAUGAUCAUGAUAAUGCAUCUUGGUGGGGAUGUUUGCAGCUACUCAGGGAUCGUUCAUGGAGGACUACUAGCCACUAUAAUGGACGAGUGCCUAACCCGCUGUUGCUGUCCGGCAUUCGAAAAGAAGGUUGGCGUGACGGCAAGUCUCAACAUCGAUUACCGGAGUCCAGCGAAGGCAAACUCGUUCUAUGUUCUGAAAGCGGAUGUGACGGAGUUUCAAGGACGCAAGGCCUGGGUAACAGGUCGGAUUGAGACUUUGCCUGUUCCUGGUAAAAAGACAACUCUCAUCGCUGAGGCAAAGAGUCUUUUUUUGGAGCCUAGAGAAACUGAAGGCCUCGAUGGUCUUUACAAACAGACCUAA
Messenger RNA from Penicillium manginii, 633 nucleotides. Its product is annotated as PaaI family thioesterase. The transcript has 2 exons. Lineage: Eukaryota; Fungi; Ascomycota; Eurotiomycetes; Eurotiales; Aspergillaceae. The record is from RefSeq and is a predicted model, not a curated record. Bases 1 to 633 code for a protein of 210 amino acids.